GUCGAGGUAUUCGAAGAGGAGGGAGGUGGUGUGGAAGGUGAGUUGUUGGAUUAGCCAGGUUGUGAGGGGGAGGGUGUUCAUUUUGGGUGUGUGUAUGUUGUAGCUGUAUGUUGUGGUUGUAUACUGUAGUUGUAUGCUGUCUGUGUGUGUGUCUGUGUGUAUGUCUGUAUGUCUGUGUGUGUGUCUGUGUGUAUGUCUGUAUGUCUGUGUGUGUGUCUGUUAUAUGUUGUCUGUUAUAUGUUGUCUGUUAUAUGUUGUCUGUUAUAUGUUGUCUGUUAUAUGUUGUCUGUCUGUUGUAUAUCAAUAUGUAUGCUGUCUGUCUGUCUGUUGUAUGGAUAGUCCGUAUGGCAGGAGCAAUUUAUAUAGUCAAGCGUAUAUGUCAAUCUCAUGGCUCAGUCACGCAACAUCCGGGCUUUCCGUCCCCAUAACUGAAAAGUAGACAUGCAUAUCGGAGCUCGGUCGAUACAGACCGAUAGCUGAAGUGUUGACGACUGUGGCAGCUGGACAGUGGUUCAACUCGCAUGGGACAAGGCAGUCAUCCAAUUAUUGGCAGAAGAGAAGACUGACUCAUGAAUUGAAUAGGCUGGAUUUCUCUAUCGUCA
Messenger RNA from Aspergillus campestris IBT 28561, 602 nucleotides. RefSeq lists its product as uncharacterized. NCBI's taxonomy places the organism in Eukaryota, Fungi, Ascomycota, Eurotiomycetes, Eurotiales, Aspergillaceae. Bases 108 to 428 code for a protein of 106 amino acids. The transcript has a single exon. The record is from RefSeq and is a predicted model, not a curated record.